CCCUCAAAAAAUGAUUUUAUUUCGGCCGAGUGGACACCUAAACUUUAUAUUAGUAAACAAAGAAUUCAUUUAAUUGCUAGAUACAAUGGAGUCUCUUCAUUAUAUCGAGUUGUCUAAGUGUCCGAUACGGUUCGAUGCUGUUAGCCAAUUGACCAAUGUGUUUUUUGAUGACUCCAAUAGACAAAUUUUUGCCGUCCGUAGUGGUGGAGCAACUGGAGUAAUUGUUAAGGGACCCACUGAGGACACCGUGAUUUCGUUUUGUAUGAAUGACCGCGGCACUAUUCGCUCCAUUAAGUUUUCUCCUGACAACAAAAUACUCGCAGUACAACGUAAAGAAAAUGCCGUUGAAUUCAUUUUCUUUCAGGGAGAACAACCAUUGCUUCAGGAAAUUAUUGUACAUCAAAUUAAAGCUGUUGUUUAUGGUUUUGUAUGGGUUCACACACGCGAAGUCGCCAUAAUUUCAAAUAGUAGCAUCGAAAUAUUCACUGUGUCAGCUGAAAAGAAACAAGUUCGUACCGUGAAGUCCUUGAAUAUAGGUAUCAAAUGGUUUGCAUGGUGUGCUGAAUCUAACAUAGCUCUCAUAUGCUCAACGGAAAACAAUACAUUGGUGCCGGUUUUAAUAAAACAGAAAUCUAUUACUAAGCUGCCUAAGUUGGAAAUGGAUGAUACGAAUCGUGAUGUUCAGGAAAGUAAAGUUACUCUUGGACAGGUAUAUGGUACAAUGGCAGUUUUUCUUCUGCAAGUAAGCUCUGCUGGUAUGAUGGAGGUCGAAGUUUACCUUCUUAAUGGACCAGGGUUAGCGCCACGAAAAUGUCAUGUACUCAGGCUCGGUCAUGUGGGUCGUUUUGCAAUUAAUACUGUAGAUAACUUGAUAGUAGUUCAUCAUCAGGCUUCUGCCACAUCGCUUCUAUUUGAUAUUUCUUUGCCUGGUGAAUUAGUGAACGGUGUUACAUAUCACACACCCAUUACUCCAGGGCGUUCAAUUCGCCCUUUUGCGCUGAAACUGCCAAGUCUAUCGCCAGAUGGACAAACUAUGCAAUGUGAAUUGUAUUCGGUACAUUGGGUGCUAUUCCAACCGAACAUUGUAAUUGAUGCCAUGCUGGGUUGUAUGUGGUAUUUAAACCUUAAUGUGGAACCACUUUGCUCACUCAUACCAGACUGCAUCCGACUCACAGAAUUUUUGCUGCAGCGGGCUAAUGGCAAACAAGUGCUUUUAAAAAUGGUUCGUCAGAUGGUUGAUGACCAGUACAAAGGCACACUACUGCCUGUGUUAGAAACGAUGUUCAAUAAAAUCAAUAAGGUGUAUGCAUCAUGGGUACAGCUAGAGCUCCAAACACAAACUGCUCAACCGUCAAAUGUUAAGACAAUUCCCAAACUGCCACCUGCACCAAAAGUUCUCAUUGAACAACAAGACAUGUUCACACACGCCUUCCAACCUAUUUGUGAACGUGAAAAUACUGAAACAAUAUUGAUUCUUUAUUUAAACUCACUAAACAAACAUAACAUUGCCGCACAAGAAGACCUAAGCAAAAUGAUUAUAAACGAGCUUAUACGAAAUCGUAGCUUUGAUACCCUAAGACAUCUGGUUAGCUACUCUUUAUUGUUGGAAUCAAAAUCAAUUGCUUGCUUUCUGCUUUCGCAUUCCAAUGCUGAUGCAGCUAUUUCACAAAUAGCCCUCGAUAUGUUGAGUAAAAUCGGUGCGCACGAUAUUAUAAUCGAGGUAUUGUUAGGGCAAGGAAAAGUAAUCGAUGCUUUACGUUUAGCGCGGGAUUCGAAAAACAGUGAGACAAUCUCGGCUCGUAAAUUCCUCGAGACUGCUCAAAAGACUAAGGAUGACCUAAUUUUCCAUAGUGUUUUUAAAUUCUUCCAAAUGCGAAAUCUACGUCAACGUGGUACUAUGGACUUUUUAAAGACGGAGCAAUGCGGAGAAUUUGUACAAUACUACAGCAAUCUAUAUCCGAAAGAACUAUCAGCAUAAUAACCAAAAUGUCCACAUUCUGAAACACAGUAUCUAAUUUAAUGUAAAUA
Molecule: messenger RNA, 2028 nt
Organism: Anastrepha obliqua
Lineage: Eukaryota; Metazoa; Arthropoda; Insecta; Diptera; Tephritidae
Gene: Bulli
Product: regulator of MON1-CCZ1 complex
Exons: 7
Coding region: 86-1978 (630 amino acids)
Biological process (GO): regulation of autophagy
Cellular component (GO): late endosome membrane; lysosomal membrane; Mon1-Ccz1 complex
Molecular function (GO): protein binding
Source: RefSeq, a predicted model, not a curated record